AGCAGGCGAUCCCAUUGAGAAAAAUUCAGUCGCGUCAAGCUGAGGGAGAGUGCUAUACCUAUUACAGAUCGCAAACUCAGACGGGUUUUCUCUGGGAUUUAUCAAAUCACUCUUUUUAUACAAGUAAAGGAUUUAAUCACCGUUGGGCGACUAUCACCUCACUUUAUCCCUGUUUAUUCCUGUUUUCCCUACUGCUGCAACAGCCCCGCAGUGAGAAGCAAGUGACAUGGAUGGGUUUUACGACCAGCAGGUCCCCUUCAUUGUGCCCCCCAGAAAGUCUCAUAUGCAGGAACCGUCUUGCAGACCAUUCAGUGACCGAAAAAGGAAGUUUGUUGACACUGAAUUGGCACAGGAUACAGAGGAGCUCUUUCAAGAUCUGUGCCAGCUACAAGAGAUUUGGAUAGCAGAAGCCCAGGUACCUGAUGACGAACAGUUUGUUCCAGAUUUCCAGUCGGAUAACUUGAUGUUCCAUGGACUCCCUCAAACUAAAGUAAAGCGGGAACUGAGCCCAAGCAGAGAGUUUUCCCCGUGUGGACAAGAGCAGAGACUCUCUCCAUAUGGAGAAAAGUGCCUAUAUAGCUACAGUGCCUUCGACAGGAAGCCAUUUACUUUUAACAAGCCACUCACUCCUCCUCCUACACCGGCAUCACCCUUUGGCUCCUCCACCUGCACAGCAACACACCCUGUGCAAAAAAGAGUGAUGCCACCAGCUCAAACUCAGACACAAGUACCACCACUAUUGCCUGGUCCCAACCUCAAUUCCACACCUCCACAUCAGAGAGCACAGACUCCACUCCACAGUCAGAGUCCACCUUUUGCCAUGCCCUGCCCACCUGUCAAUCACCCAGAUGCCUCCUACAGCACAGACCACAGGUUCCAUCGGCAGCUUUCUGAGCCCUGUCUGCCAUUCCCGCAGUCCGAAGGCCGCUAUCAGACACCUUACCCCCCGCAGGCCCGAGGUCAUUUUGCCCGACACAGCCGCCCCCCGUAUCAGCGGCAGAUGUCAGAGCCUUUGGUGCCAAUGCCUCCCCAGGGAUUCAAAAAGGAAAUAGUGGAUCCCUGUUACAAUGAGCAGCGUGUGCAGAAUAUGGGACCCCCACGUGCACCGUUGUUCCACCAAAUGUCAAUCAAACAGGAGCCCAGAGACUACAGCUUUGACUCAGAAGUACAGAACUGCCAGUCAUCUUUUGGCAAAUCAGCAAACUUCUACGGCGCCAACAGUGAGGGUUUUGGGUAUGAUGGAGAAUCCCACAUGUAUUAUGACGAUGCUCGUGUAGUGCCAGACCGCCUGGAGGGAAAGCUAAAACAGGAGGGUGCAGUUUUCCGGGAGGGUCCUCCGUAUCAACGAAGGGGGUCUCUGCAACUCUGGCAGUUCCUGGUCACUCUAUUGGACGACCCAUCCAACGGCCACUUCAUUGCUUGGACUGGCCGUGGGCUGGAGUUUAAACUCAUUGAACCAGAGGAGGUUGCUCGCCGUUGGGGCAUCCAGAAGAACAGGCCUGCAAUGAAUUAUGACAAACUGAGCCGCUCCCUGCGCUACUACUAUGAAAAGGGCAUCAUGCAGAAGGUAAAGGUUGCUGGAGAGCGAUAUGUGUACAAGUUUGUGUGUGAUCCCGAUGCGCUCUUCUCCAUGGCAUUCCCUGAUAACCAGAGGCCCAGUCUGAAAGCAGACCCUGAUGAGCUGCAGGUUCCUGAGGACGACACUGUGCUGCUCUCACAAUUUGAUGAGACUAACGGUGUCCCCUAUCCAGGAGAUGUCAGGGACCAGUGCUUAGUGGGGCCGUCCUUUCCUGACCAUUAUGCUUUCUGAACUGCUUCGCCACCAAUGAGUGAACCAGAAAAACUCAAAAAUGCAUCCGUGCACUCAAGUGCAGCUCAUGUCAAAUUGUAAACACUCCAAUGAGGAAUCUGUAGCGCCUGCUGACAAGUCUCAAGACUUUCUUGCCACACUUUUAUUGUUUGUUUGUUACUACACAGGUUCCAUGAUGGAUUUAUUUUUUUUUUUUACAAACAAAAACCUUAAAGGGACACAACAGUAUUUUUCAGUAUAAUCUUUGAUUUUAUAUACAUAAAAAUAA
Messenger RNA from Carassius carassius (crucian carp), 2078 nucleotides. RefSeq names its product ETS translocation variant 5-like. Gene Ontology annotation, cellular component: nucleus. The record is from RefSeq and is a predicted model, not a curated record. The coding region runs from base 227 to 1810 and encodes 527 amino acids. Gene Ontology annotation, biological process: regulation of transcription by RNA polymerase II; cell differentiation. The transcript is spliced from 12 exons. Gene Ontology annotation, molecular function: sequence-specific DNA binding; DNA-binding transcription factor activity, RNA polymerase II-specific. Lineage: Eukaryota; Metazoa; Chordata; Actinopteri; Cypriniformes; Cyprinidae.